AUGAAAGGGAAUUUUUGCCUGCUGUUUCUGCUGCUCAACGUGCAACACACGGCAUCUUCAUCCAACGGUGUUAGUGCAAGUCUCAAAGCCAAGUGGCACGCGACACCUUUCCUUUUGGAGACAAGUGAAUUUAUUGGAGAGGAUGGCAAUGAAAAAUUCUGGCAGUUUGUUGACACAGUUAAAGAGCUCACUGUGUACAAGCAAGGAGAGUCAGUGCGUUCAUACUACAACCUUAUCAUUAGGAAAGCUAACCAGUUCCUCACGGAUCUUCAAGUCAACUUGUUGAAAUUCGCUCUGUCAAUGCGCUUCUACUCGCCAGCUGUUCACGCCUUCCAGCAGAUUGCCAGUGAUGAGCCUGCACCUGAAGCUUGUUCGGCUUUUGUCUCCAUUCACGGCCAACGUACCUGCAAAACAAAGACCAUCAAGAAGCUUCUGAAGGCAGCUGCAAGCAGGCCCUAUCCGUAUUUGUACAAAUGUGAUCAUAUAUAUCCUGGGGCUAAUAAAUCAGACGUCCCGGUCGUGAUCUUGUAUGCUGAGAUUGGAACCAAAGCGUUCACCAACUUUCACACCGUGCUAACAGAAAAGGCUGAUGGAGGUGCACUCAUGUAUGUACUGCGUCAUUUUGUGGCGACUCCACAGAAGCAGAAGAUGCUUCUAUCUGGCUAUGGAGUUGAGUUAGCAAUCAAAAGCACAGAGUAUAAGGCAGUGGACGACACUCAAGUGAAAGAUUCAAAGACAAUCAUAAACGCAGAGGAAAAUGAUAACGAUGAAGUCCAAGGAUUCCUUUUUGGAACUUUGAAGAAAUCUCAUCCGGAACUCAAGGAACAACUCGGUGAACUUCGUAAGCAUUUACUGGAAAGUACCAACAACAUGGCUCCCCUUAAAGUGUGGGAGCUGCAAGACCUAAGCUUCCAAGCGGCUGCCCGGGUCCUGUCAGUGCCUAAGUUUGACGCUUUGAAACUCUUGCGAGACCUCAGUCAAAAUUUUCCAAGCAAGGCAAGAUCACUGACAAGAGUGGCUGUAAAGCACGAGAUGAGAAAAGAAAUUGAGGAGAACCAAAAGCAUCUAGGUGAGACCAUUGGUGUUCACCCAGGAGAUGGUGAGCUUUUUAUAAAUGGUCUACACAUUGAUCUGGAUGUUCACAACCCUUUCAGCAUUUUGGAGAUCCUUAGAAGUGAGGCCAGGGUCUUGGAAGGUCUUCACAACCUGGGUGUAAAAGGAGAGCAUCAGAGCACGCUGCUGAGAUUGCCUGUGAACCAUGUGGCAGACAGCUACGCCUUAGAUAUCAGACAUCCUGCUAUAAUGUGGAUGAAUGACAUUGAGAAUGACCCAAUGUACAGCAGCUGGCCAGCAGGUGUCCAGGAGCUGCUGAGAACCACUUUUCCAGGAGUCAUUCGACAGAUCCGACGGAAUUUCUUUAACUUGGUGCUUUUCUUCGAUCCAGAAGAGGAGAAAAGUGUUGAGCUGGUGAAACUCGUGGGACUCUUUUACAAACACAAGAUCCCCCUGAGAAUUGGAUAUGUGUUUGUUGUCAACGCCGAAGAUGAGAUUGAUGGCUUCUCGGAUGCGGGGGUUGCCUUUUACCGACUCCUGAAUUACAUCGCGGACGAGUAUGAUUUAUCCCAGGCCCUGAUCUCCAUGGCCUCAUUGUACAACAGAGUCAAUGAAGGAGAAACAUUGACAAUUGACACAAUCACUGCUUUCCUGAAGAGCAAAUUCCCUAAUGCCAACGCUGAACGCAUCUUUGGUGCCGAAUCAGAGUAUGAUGACAAAAGAAAGGAUGGCAUCCUCUUUUACAAAAGGAGCGGCUUGGGUGACCUUCCACUUGCGUUAUUUAACGGUGUUCCCCUGAGCCCUGAUGACAUGGAACCGGAUGAGCUGGAGAGCAUCAUCCUUCAGCGCAUAAUGGACUAUACCACUGACUUCCAGAAAGCUGUUUUCAAGGGUCAUUUGACUGAGGGAACAGAUGUGGUGGAUUACCUCAUGGAGCAACCCAAUGUGGUACCAAGAAUGAAUCCACUCAUUCUAAAUGUAGACAGGAAAUAUCUGGACUUCACUUCCUCUCCAGUUGUAAGUGACUGGGAGGACACAACUAUGUUUUCAUUCCUGGACACCAGAGACAAGACCGCUGUGAUGGCGAAGAGAAUUAAAUACUUGACUAAUCAUGACAAAGACGGGAUGAGUGCUGUUACGAUGUGGAUUGUCGGAGAUUUUCAGAAAGUCUCUGGAAGAACGUUGUUGCUUGCUGCUCUUAAACAUUUGAAGAGAGCCAGCCAAGGAGUGCGUGUGGGAGUGAUGGCUAAUCCCAGCGGAAGGCCCAGCAAAGAUAACACGGCCGUGUACCGGGCUAUCUGGGCUUCACUCCUUACCCAGAAGAAUAAAGCUGCGGUUGAGUUUGUGCAAAAACUUGCAAAAGAGCAAAGUUACCAGCUCCUCCAGCAGGGGACCAAGAUGAAGGACUUACUGCUGCAGGGCAUGGACACUGAUGCCUUUGAGAAGAAGUUUAACACGCUAGAAGUGGAUUUUGUCCGCAGUCAGCAGCUCUUUUGCCGGGAUGUCUUAAAACUGAGGGCUGGAGAGAGGGCGGUCAUCAUCAAUGGCAGGAUCCUGGGGCCACUCGAUGAGCAAGAAGAAUUCACUGCAGAAGAUUUCCAAUUGCUGGAGAAGAUUACUCGAAGCAGCUCUGCCGAGAAAGUCAAAGCUCAAGUUAAACUGAUGGGGAUGAAGCCAAAGCACGCAAGCAACCUGAUCAUGACAGUUGACGCUCUAUUAACUUCAGCCCCCAAGGGAGAGGUCCGAAGGGAAGUGAACUUUCUCAAACACAGCCACAGUGUGCUGCAGCUCUCGCCUCGUGAAAACGAGGUGUUCUAUGAUGUGGUGGCCAUUGUUGACCCGCUUACUAGGGCGGCACAGAAAAUGGCCCCCCUGCUGAUUGUACUCAGUCAAGUGGUCAACUUAAGGCUGCGCUUGUUCACCAAUUGCAGGGCCAAGUUGUCCGAGAUGCCUCUCAAGAGCUUUUACGCUUUUGUGUUGGAGUCUGAUGUCACCUUCUUGGCCAACGACACAGUGUCUGCCGGUCCGGUGGCCCGGUUCACAGAGCUUCCCGAAUCACCUCUUCUCACCCUUAAUAUGAUUACACCAGAAGGCUGGAUGGUGCAGGCCCUUCGCAGUACACAUGACUUGGAUAAUAUCCACCUGCAGGAGGUGGGCGGAACUGUGACUGCAGAGUACGAACUUGAGUAUCUCUUGCUGGAGGGCCACUGUUUCGACUUGUCGACCGGCCAGCCUCCUCGUGGAUUGCAGUUUACCCUCGGCAUGAGUCGAGAUCCCUUCAAGUAUGACACAAUUGUCAUGGCUAACCUGGGGUAUUUCCAGUUGAAAGCCAAUCCUGGUGCCUGGACACUAAGGCUGCGUGAAGGACGAUCAGAGGAUAUCUACCAGAUUUUGUCGCACGAUGGAACCGAUUCCCCAGGAGACGACGGUGAUGUUGUUGUGUUGCUGAACAGUUUCCACAGUAAGAUCAUUAAAGUUAGGGUCCAGAAAAAGGCAGAGAAAAUGAAUGAAGAUCUUUUAAGUGAAAUGAGUGAAAGCAAAGGCCUGUGGGACUCCAUAGCAAGUGUUUGGAGCACUUUUGAGAAAAGCAUCGCAGGAGGAGGCCCCAAGAAGGAUGAUGGCGAAAAAAAGAAGGUGGAUGUUCUAAACAUAUUUUCAGUCGCCUCGGGUCAUCUGUACGAGCGCUUUCUGCGGAUCAUGAUGCUGUCCGUCCUUCGCCACACCGAAACGCCCGUCAAGUUCUGGUUUCUCAAAAAUUACCUCUCCCCUUCGUUCAAGGAGACCAUCUCCCACAUGGCAGAGUCAUAUGGUUUCCAGUAUGAACUGGUCCAGUACAAGUGGCCUCGCUGGCUCCACCAGCAGACGGAGAAGCAACGUAUCAUCUGGGGCUACAAGAUCCUCUUCCUGGACGUGCUCUUCCCACUGGCUGUUGACAAGAUCAUCUUUGUGGACGCCGACCAGAUUGUCCGGGCUGAUCUGAAGGAGUUGCGAGAUCUGGACCUGGAGGGCGCGCCUUAUGGUUACACUCCUUUUUGCGACAGCCGCACUGAAAUGGAUGGCUAUCGCUUUUGGAAAAGCGGUUACUGGGCAUCACAUCUGGGAAACAGGAAGUACCACAUCAGCGCGCUUUACGUUGUAGAUUUGAAGAAGUUUCGCAAGAUCGCGGCUGGCGACAGACUGCGAGGACAGUACCAAGCUCUUAGCCAGGACCCUAACAGCCUGUCAAACCUUGACCAGGACCUUCCCAACAACAUGAUCCACCAGGUGGCCAUCAAGUCUCUUCCUCAGGAGUGGCUUUGGUGCGAGACGUGGUGUAAUGACGCCUCCAAAAUGGCAGCCAAGACAAUAGACUUGUGCAAUAAUCCCAGAACCAAAGAGCCCAAACUGACGGCGGCGGCGAGAAUUGUACCAGAGUGGAUUGGCUACGAUGACGAAAUCAAGCAGCUGCUUAAGGGGAUCCAGCAACGGGAAGACGACAUGACAUUUAGAUCAACACCGUCGCAACGUAACGAAGGCCACAAGCGUGACGAACUAUAG
This is a messenger RNA of Nerophis lumbriciformis (worm pipefish), 4590 nucleotides long. The record is from RefSeq and is a predicted model, not a curated record. Lineage: Eukaryota; Metazoa; Chordata; Actinopteri; Syngnathiformes; Syngnathidae.